AUGGGUUCACUGCAGCGUGCCAGCAGCGGCGGCGACAUGGCGACGGAGCUGGAGAAGCAAGACGGCGAGGGCGAGACGUCAUCGCCGUCGGCGCGGGUGCGGCUUCUGGAGCGGGAGGUGGCGGUGGCGAAGCAGACGGAGGCGAAGAUGCUGGAGUCCCUGAUCCACCGGACCAAGGAGCUGGAGCAAGCCAAGAUCGCGCUCGAGGAAGCCAAGCUCGAGGCCGCCACGCUGCGGCAGGGCGCGGUCGCGGCCGGGCCCACGCAGGGGCAGUGGAGCGUCAUGGACCUCAUGUUCGGCGGCGUCGACGAGGAGAUCAACGGGCUGAGGGGCAGCCUCCGGUCGGCGCUGAUCGCCGAGGAGAGGAGCCGGACGGCGGGGGACGACCUCGCCGCCGCGCUCUCCGUCGUCACCAUGGAGGCCAAGCAGGUGAAGGCGUGGCUGUCCGACGCGCAGGCCGAGCUCGAGCGCGCCAACGCCGAGGCCGGCCGCCUCGAGGGCCUGCUGCGCACCGCCGAGGUGGACCUGGGGUCGACGACCGAGCAGCUCGACGGCGUCAUGUCCGAGUGGAAGGAGGCCACGGCUGCGUGGCGCGCCAGGGAGAAGACGCUGCUCGGACGCGCCCACGCGGCCGAGGAGGACGCCGACGGCGCCCGGCGUGACAACGCCGAGCUCGCCGAGCUGCACCGGGCGGUCAACCACGAGAACGGCGGCCUAGGGCGCGCGCUGGAGCGAGCGGUGGAGGAGGCCAACGCGGCCAACGAGUCCCUCGAGUUCGCGGGCAGCGAGAACUCGAAGCUACGCGACGCCAUCGCCGAGAAAGAGCGCGCCAUGGAGUCCCUGAGGCUGGAGAACGAGUCGCUCAAGGCCAGCGAGGCUGCCGCGCAGGGGCGGGCCGUGGAUCUAAGCAACCAGCUCACGGCAGCAACCCAAAAGUCCACUGCCGCCGAUGGAGGCGCCGGCGGUGGAGAGAAGGCGGCGGGGCUGCUCUUGGAGAAGUGGAAAGCCGAUGCGGAGGGAAAGCUCAGUGCGGCGGCGUUCCUGGACUCCGGCAGGGUGAUGGCCGCAAGCCGGAAGGAUCGGAUGUUCGCGUCCAUCAGCAACAUCGCGGAGCUGAGGUCCGCGGCGGCGGCGGCGGCCAUGGACGACUACGACUACGAGUUCGACCACUUCGAUGACGGAAGACAGUACGGCGGCUUGGAGCAUGCCAUGAAGCACAAGAAGAGGAAGUCUGUUCUACGCAAAUUCGGGGAUUUCUUUAGGAGGAGAAGCCUGCAUAAGUCAGACUUUGCGCCGGUUCUAGCUAGGUAG
Triticum turgidum subsp. durum (durum wheat) is the source of this 1311-nucleotide messenger RNA. NCBI's taxonomy places the organism in Eukaryota, Viridiplantae, Streptophyta, Magnoliopsida, Poales, Poaceae. The record is from the annotation of a GenBank genome assembly.